AUACUCUUUGCCCCCAUCUUCUCUUCACUCUAUGUCUACAAAAUUAAAGUUCAUCUUCUAAAGUCCCUUUGUUUUUUCAGACUUUGAUUAACCGAUGGCUACCACUUGUUCUCCAAUGGCGAGUCAGCUGAUGAGCAGCUUCACAUCAUCUGUUACGAGAGCGCUUGCAGUGCCCAAGGGAAUUUCCGGUGCUCCAUUCAGAGCCUCGCCCGCCAAGAUACGAACCCCUUGCUUCACCGUCAAAGCUGUUCAAUCUGAUAAGCCAACAUAUCAAGUGAUCCAACCCAUCAACGGUGACCCUUUCAUUGGAAGCUUGGAGACUCCGAUCACAUCAAGCCCUUUGAUCGCUUGGUACCUCUCCAACCUUCCGGCAUACAGGACGGCAGUGAACCCACUUCUCAGAGGCGUGGAGGUGGGUCUAGCCCACGGCUUCCUCCUAGUGGGCCCAUUCGUUAAGGCGGGCCCUCUGAGGAACACAGCUGUUGCAGGACAAGCCGGGUCAUUGGCAGCUGCGGGUCUAGUCGUAAUCCUCAGCAUUUGCUUGACGAUGUAUGGCGUUGCAUCGUUCAACGAAGGAGAGCCGUCGACAGCGCCGAGCCUAACCCUGACGGGGAGGAAGAAGGAGCCCGACCAGUUGCAAACAGCAGAUGGAUGGGCAAAAUUCACCGGAGGGUUCUUCUUUGGAGGAAUAUCGGGUGUCAUUUGGGCUUACUUCCUUCUCUAUGUCCUCGACCUUCCUUACUUCGUUAAAUAGAUCGUAUCCAUGCGUUUAACUUUGAGUGCUUUCUUAAUGUAAAUCUAUGUAUUUUGGAUCUA
This is a messenger RNA of Hibiscus syriacus, 816 nucleotides long. RefSeq names its product photosystem I reaction center subunit XI, chloroplastic-like. The transcript is spliced from 2 exons. Gene Ontology annotation, biological process: photosynthesis. NCBI's taxonomy places the organism in Eukaryota, Viridiplantae, Streptophyta, Magnoliopsida, Malvales, Malvaceae. Gene Ontology annotation, cellular component: photosystem I reaction center; photosystem I; chloroplast thylakoid membrane. The record is from RefSeq and is a predicted model, not a curated record. The coding region runs from base 95 to 754 and encodes 219 amino acids.